CAAGAUAUCAAGAACAACAGUGAAUCUAGUGAAUCUUGAAGAAUUAUUAUUUUGUUAUAACUUAUAUUUAAUUUAAUUUAAUCGUAAAUGUAAAUAUUUAAAAUCUUAAUAAAACUAAAUUAUUCCAGUGUUAAAAAUCACUUCAUUCUACAAUAUAUGUUUUACAAUCGUAAAUACAUUGUACUGAUUACAUACGACGUUUCGUAUGAAUAAACAAAUAACACCCGCGAAGUUAUGUAUGCUGUAUGCUGAGUUAGACGGUGUUAUUUAAAAAUAUGACUCACUGAUGGUUUACACGGCUCGAUAUCGGUUAGGAAUAUAGUGUCAAGGCGACGGUGACUAAAUAGUUACAGAGCUUCCUCGGCUCUCGGGUUCUCGGUUAUCGCGAGAUGCGAUGUGGGUGUUUCAGUUUACGUGAUUCUCUCCGCUGUGCUAGUGUACUGUGUUGAUAAUAUUCAGCCUCCGUACUGCGCGUCAUACUACGUCUAAGCGUGUACGAUGGCGUACCCCAACCAGCUGCCCCCGCCCCCGCCCCAGACCAUGGGGUCCACAAACACGGUCUUCAUCACGGAGUUACGAUUCGACCUCUCGUAUUUGACAACUUUGCCAGGGAUACUUAAGGCUGUUGUUGUGCUGUUCAACUUAAUCGGGUUCAUCUGCAUCCAGUCAUCCGCAUUCUGGUCAAAUGGACGAGGAGUAUACUUCAACAUAGUGGCUCACCUGGGGCUCUGGUUCUCCGGCAUCCUGCUGGCGCUGUACCUGUUCCACGUGGUGGAGAAGUACCACAACAUCAAGUGGCUGAAGAUUGAGAUGAUCGCGUACAUUGUGAUGGUGUUCCUGUACCUGAUUGCGUCUACUAUUGUCGUGGCGUUUGGAGCAGCUGGAUACUCUGCUGCAGGGUUCUUCGGCUACCUAGCGAUGGUGCUGUACGGAGGAGAUGCCUUCCUCAAGUAUAAAGCGCUGAUGGCUGGCGAGCUCGCGCAGGGGCACCGCGUGCAAGCCAAGCAGACGCACGUGACCACGCCCCCCGCGUUGCCAUAGCAACCUGCGUUUAGGUAAACUUGGAUAUUGUACAUAAUUACAAUAAGAGAUUGUAUUUACUCGCAUGCUGAGGAAGCUGUACAUAUUAUACGCGGUCUGAACGUGUACACCUGCACAGAUGCUAGCUCUUCAACGUACACUAAAUUCGUCAACAUUCUUCAAUUGACUUCCAACCUAAUAAGGUCCAAAAUCGAUUGCAGUAUUUUGACAGCUUAUUAACUUGACGAGCUGGUGUACACUUAGUCCUAAUUAGCGGAAGUCUUCUGUAAAUAAGUAUGUAAUCAACAUCGUGUGUUGUCCAGCAUCUUUGUUCAAGAUAUAUUAAUGGUAGGAAAACGAGUUUUAGAAUAUAAGCGCUCAAGUAAUGGACCAAAGUCACGAUUUGUUAUUCACAUGCUAAUUGAAAAUUUGUUUUUUACCUAAUGAAGUUCGAUUUCCAGUCUUAUGUAAUUAGUAAGAGAUCUUAGAAUCAAUGAUAUUAUUUUUGAGAUUUUUAUUUUGGAUAUUUUUUGGAUCUUGAUUGGUUGUCGAAUACCUACUUACUGAUUUAAAUAAAUUAUUUCAAACACAAUUAAAUUAAUUUACAAAGACUAGCUUUAAGUAUAAUUUGUGAACGACAAUCAAAGGCGGCAACACUUUAAAUAUUUUGUUCCGAUCACGGUCAAAAUAACAAAAAAAGAACACAAUAUUUAGUGAAUUUUAGUUUAAAAUUUUGUAAAAUUUAAUUUAAAAGAUAUGGUAUAUUUCUGUUUCUCAUUCCUGGACAUUUUAGUAUACAAGUCUACAUAACUCGGAUGCAUAAAGUUACCUAAAGAUUUUUACCUAUUAAUACCAAAAUAAUGAGUAUGCAAAAACUGAGCGUAGGCAGAUUAUGUAGGUAUGUGAAAUACAGACUUACGGCCAAAAUUUUUAUCUCUAGAGUCUAGAGUGAUUUUGGUUAAUGAGAAAUUCAAUAGAACUAAUGUUAAAGAUCAAUCCUUAUCUAAAUAUUUUAGAUUGAAGUCUGAUACUAAUUUCGGCUUAUGAUAUGAUAGCUGCAGUCUGUAUUAUAUGUAAGCAUGUGUUUCUAAACAUGUCUGGAUAACGCCUAGUGUCGGCCUAGUUUUCCAAGGUCAGGAGAAACAGUUAUACCUAAGUGUAAAUAUAAUAUAUGUAACCCAAUUCCCACCAAGUUAUUGUAACCCAGUUUCUGGUGCUGUGACGUCACUAAUCAUGUGCAGUGCCGGUCACAAUAUUAUGUAUCUGCACUGUAACAUAUAAAAUAAAUCGCGGACGCGCAAUUAAAUACCAAAUCCUGUCCGAUUUGAUAGAGGCAGCAUUCAAAUUCUAAAUUAUUAUUAUUUAAUAUUAUGUACCUAAUGUGAUAAACGUUUUACAAUGAUGUUAAUUAAAAAAAUUGAUCUGAAUGACAGCCAUCAGAAUCUGGGUAUACUUGUUUAUUAGUGCUGCACAAGGGCUUUAAAUACCUCAUUGUGUACUUAUUUUACUAUUUUAUCCUUGUUUUUGGAAAUUUUUCGCCUAAGAAUUGAAGAUAUGAAAAAAGGUUCAAAAAUAAAUGUAGAAAUAAUCAAUUACUAAUACUUAUUAAAUGAUAUGAUGUGUAAACAUUUUGUGAUAAUAUUAUAUUAAGCACUAACUUAUUUAAUCAUGUUUAAAACAUUCAUAAUUAUGUUAUUAUUGUUGUAAAUAGUAAUCAAAGAUUGUAAUCUAAGUUGUAUUGAUAAUUAUAUGAAUAUUUGUAGCAGAUGCGAUGUUAUUAAGCAAGUUAUACUUUUAUUUGUAAAAAUUUAGGAAAUUUUAUUCCAUUUUAUAAGCUUUUGCAUAUAUUUCUUACAUUUUCACUGGACUGCAUACUCCGUCUUUGUCCAUGGAGUUUAGAAGUCUCGGAAUUUGGUCGACAUUCUUCAAUCGAUUCUCCAUUUUAUUACAAAACAAUAAAGUUGAAAAUUGACAGAAUGGAGUAACUAGACCCGCUACUUUUGUACAGUUAACAAUCAAAUGUCAACUUUACCACGCUAGUUAUAAAGUUUAUUUUGUAAAUUGUACAAGUAAUAUUCCGUCCACUGUUCUCCACUAUAGCUUUGCUCACGUAUUGUGUCAAAUAUGUAAUGAUAAAUAAUAUUAAUUACGUAUUCGUACUAUGUAAUGUGUAUGCUCAUCUUUAUAAUUAAUGCUCUAAUACACAUUUUGAAUGUUUCAAAUUUAAUUAGCUCAUUUUAUAAGGAAAAAUGUAUGUAAUGCCGUAAUGCAUCAAUGCAUGCAAUGCAGAGUACCUACAGUGUUUAUAACAAAAGUGUAAUUCCUAAAUAUUAACUAAAUAACACGGUUUACUCACGUAUUAUUAAUGGAGAAAGCUCUAUUAGUUUUGAGUGACUACAGCCUACUUAUACUGCUCAUAAUGAAGAGUCCCUGUGUGACUCGAAACUAGUAUAGCUUUUCUCGAUUAAUUAUACGUGAGUAAACGUGAUUUUUAGUUAAUUUAGUAUGUCUCACAAUAGCUAUUACCUAAAUGUUGUUGAAAUUCUGAUACAUUGAGAAAUUAAGCUACAACGUACCUAUAGCUAUGCUAUAAGUAAUGCACUGUUUAAUUUUGCACCUUAACAAACAGUUUACGUUACAAUUUAAAAAACUUUCACACAAAGUUACAAACUUUGUCGCUCACUGUACUUAUUAUAUAAAACGAGAAUCGUAACACCUUUUAAAACAUUUUUCCUCGACCAUUAUAUACAAAUUUCUAGUAAAAACAUAAUUAUACCUGUAGAUAUUGCGGUCUGACCGACUUUUGUUAGUAUUUUCUUAAUAAUGAUUGUUGUAUGAAAUAAAAGAACUGAAAUGUA
Messenger RNA from Spodoptera frugiperda (fall armyworm), 3878 nucleotides. RefSeq names its product CKLF-like MARVEL transmembrane domain-containing protein 7. The record is from RefSeq and is a predicted model, not a curated record. The transcript is spliced from 4 exons. Lineage: Eukaryota; Metazoa; Arthropoda; Insecta; Lepidoptera; Noctuidae. Gene Ontology annotation, cellular component: membrane. Bases 499 to 1041 code for a protein of 180 amino acids.